Messenger RNA from Hirsutella rhossiliensis, 1266 nucleotides. Its product is annotated as FAD binding domain-containing protein. The record is from RefSeq and is a predicted model, not a curated record. The coding region runs from base 1 to 1266 and encodes 421 amino acids. Lineage: Eukaryota; Fungi; Ascomycota; Sordariomycetes; Hypocreales; Ophiocordycipitaceae. The transcript has 8 exons. Gene Ontology annotation, molecular function: FAD binding.
AUGUACUUUGAUUCCGAAUCGUAUGACUGCCGAAAUGAGUCCUACUUUUCCCGGACGGCCCAAUUGGCGCCAUGGGCCAUUGUCCAGCCACGAAAUACAGAUGAGGUUUCCCGGUCACUAAAAGCCCUGGUGAGAACGCCGGGCUGUAAGUUUGCCGUGCGUAGUGGCGGCCACAUGCAAUGGGCUGGCGCCAACAAUAUCCGGGACGGCAUAACAAUCGACCUCGGGCGUACAUGGGCGGACGCGUAUAAGGAGCUAGAGAAACAUGGAAGGAUGGUCGCUGGUGGCCGUGAUGGUGCGGUUGGCAUUGGCGGGUUGCUGACUGGUGGCGGCAAAACAUUUUACACUUGCCGCACUGGCUUCGCUUGCGACCAGGUUGUCAACUACGAAGUCGUGUUAGCGAAUGGCACUGUCAUUGAGGCCAAUGACCAAAAGAACUCAGAUAUCUUCCGUGUUCUAAAGGGCGGAGGGAACAAUUUCGGCAUUGUCACACGCUUUGAUAUAGCGACGUUUCCAUCAAAAGACAUCUGGGACGGCAACAUUAUCUACGAUAAGGAGAUAACGCCGCAGCUAGCUGAGGUGCUUUUGGAUUUUAUCCAAAAUCUCGCUAAAAACCCAGACAGCCACGUUGCUGCGGCAUGGACGUACCUACCGAAGACUGAAAAUCAUUUUAUCAAUAUGUUCUUAACGAACCUAGAUGGUGACAAGGAGUCGCGGUCUUUGAGCAAGUUCUUAGCAAUUCCUGGAAAAAGAGAAAUGAAAAUGAGCACAGUAGCGACCAAAGUGGCGUCGUCGGCCUUGGGUGCAGGCCUGCCUACAGGCAAAGAAAAUACAUGGUUCUCCUUGACCUUUAAAGCCGAUUCGCGAAUUGUCCUCAGGGCUGCAGAGGUCUUCGAGGCCACAGUCGGAAAUUUAAAAGCGCAGGUUCCGGACUACGAUUUCGUCUUAAUGAUGCUCCUACAACCACUCCCUAUCGAUUGCCUCUUGCUGUUGUUUGUACUCCAAGUGGAGACCUCAGAACUCCGCACGACAAUUGGGUUGCCGGCCCUUAAAGGGGCUAUAGACGAAAUCGAAGCCUUUGCCGAGUCAAUGGGUGGCAAUGUGCGGUUUAGGUACUUAAACUAUUGCGACGGCUCGCAGGACCCCUUAUAUAGCUAUGGUGAGAAGAAUGUGGAGAUGAUGCGUAUAGCUGCCGCGAAAUACGACCCUUCUAGGGUGUUUCAGACUCAGGUGCCUGGUGGCUUUAAGAUCUCUAAGGUGAAAUAG